AUGUAUGGCCUGGCCAGGCAUAUAGGGAUUAUGGAUUCACACAAGAAAGAGCUCUGGAUGUCACCGAUUAGUUUGGAUGGAAAGAAAACAACAAUAAACACCAGAAACAGUUCUGAACUGUCAUUUAAUCUUGGGCUUAAAGACAACUUUCAUACCAAGCAGAAUUUGCUCUACAAAAUGACGGGGCUGAACUUGGAGAAAGUUUUCAAAUCGGUUAAGAAGGAGCUGAAGCCGCCCACGUACAAGCUGAUGACCGAGGCGCAGCUGGAGGAGGCCACAAGAAAAGCUAUUGAGGAAGCUAAAGAAAAACUCCGAAUGCCUCCUGUUUUGAAUGAACGAGAGCCGAUCGAUGAUGUAUUAGCAGAAGACAAAAUCCUUGAAGGAACUGAAACUGCAAAAUAUGUGUUUACUGAUUUAACUUAUUCCACUCCACAUCGUGUGACCUGGGAAGAACGAGACAGAAUGAUUCAGAUUUUCUUCCCUAAAGAAGGGCGCAGAGUCAUUCCCCCGGUCCUAUUCAAGGAUGAACACCUUGUGACUGUGUUUCAGCAAGACCGUCAUGAGGAUCUCCUUAACAUGUGCAUUGCACAGUUUGAGCCAGAUUCACCUGACUAUAUUAGAGUUCAUCAUAGGACAUAUGAUGACAUUGAGAACCAUGCUAAGUAUGAUCUGCUCCGUUCAACAAGACACUUUGGAGGAAUGGUGUGGUAUCUGGUAAACAGAAAGAAAACGGAUGGCUUACUAAUAGAUAUGCUCCACAGAGACUUGCUGGAUGAUACUACAAGCUUAAUCACCCUCUAUCAUAUGCUUCAUCCGGAAUGUCCGUCGGCAAAAGAAGCUAAAGAAGGAAAUCUCCAAGGUGUGGAGCUGAUCAAGGUAUUUGCAAAAACUGAAUCCCAGAAAGAAGGCUACAUCCAACUGGCCCUUCAGGCUUACCAAGAAGCAAUGGCUACCUCUACAGCUUCAUGAAAUAAA
This is a messenger RNA of Tinamus guttatus (white-throated tinamou), 975 nucleotides long. Lineage: Eukaryota; Metazoa; Chordata; Aves; Tinamiformes; Tinamidae. The record is from RefSeq and is a predicted model, not a curated record.